Messenger RNA from Nematolebias whitei (Rio pearlfish), 1245 nucleotides. RefSeq names its product NK2 homeobox 3 (gene nkx2.3). Lineage: Eukaryota; Metazoa; Chordata; Actinopteri; Cyprinodontiformes; Rivulidae. Gene Ontology annotation, biological process: regulation of transcription by RNA polymerase II; cell differentiation. Bases 106 to 1131 code for a protein of 341 amino acids. The transcript has 2 exons. Gene Ontology annotation, molecular function: DNA-binding transcription factor activity, RNA polymerase II-specific; RNA polymerase II cis-regulatory region sequence-specific DNA binding. The record is from RefSeq and is a predicted model, not a curated record. Gene Ontology annotation, cellular component: nucleus.
CCCUUUCCACCUUUACGCACGGGCUUUUGGGUUCUUUUACGCGCCGUUCGGAGACAAAACUCUUCGCUUCUGCUUCUGGUGACCAUAUUGCGUCAUUUGGUGAUAAUGUUUCCCAGUCGGGUCGCUUCUUCCACCACGCCUUUUUCCGUGAAGGAUAUUCUGAAGCUGGAGCUACAGCAGCAAUCUCAGCAGCACCAGCUCCAGCUGAUCUCCUGCUUCGAUAUGUCCGGUGCGCUGUCGCAGCCCGGAGCCUUCAGCUCCCACUCACCGCCCUCCUGCAUGCUGGCAGGCAGAGACAGUCCCAGCCCCAUCAGCUCCUGUCUGUCAGAGAGCGAGGAGAGGAUGUCGUUCCUCAGCGUCCUGAGCGUCCAGGACCGGCUGACGGAGGCCGGAUUACCUCUGGAGGGGUUCGGGAACACGACGCAGAGCCACCCUGCAGACCUGCGGCUGGAGGCCGAGCCGGAGGAGCCUGACAGCAAGAGCUGCGGCGCGUUGGGAGGAGACUGUGACGAUCCAGACUCGGAGAAAGCCGCCGCCAAGCAGCAGAGGACCCGCAGGAAGCCGCGCGUCCUCUUCUCCCAGUCGCAGGUGUUCGAGCUGGAGCGUCGGUUCAAGCAGCAGCGCUACCUGUCCGCCCCGGAGAGAGAACACCUGGCCAGCUCUCUGAAACUCACCUCCACACAGGUCAAGAUCUGGUUCCAGAACAGGAGGUACAAAUGCAAGAGGCAGCGGCAGGACAAGACUCUGGAGAUUGCAGGUCACCACCAUCAUCACCACCAUCACCACCACCCGCCACCUCCGCCGAGGAGGGUGGCUGUGCCGGUUCUGGUGCGAGACGGAAGGCCCUGUCUGACUGGAUCUCAGAACUAUAACCCUCCGUACACAGUUGGAGCUCCCAGCGCGUACAGCUACAGCGGCUACCCGGCCUACAGCUACAACAACUCGGUGUAUUCCAACACCUACUCCUGUUCCUACUCGAGUUUACCCGCGCUGCCUCCCAGCAGCACGCCCGCUAACGCUUUCAUGAACAUGAAUCUGGGGAACCUCGGUGCCCAGACGCAAAGCCAGGCUCCCCAAGGACCGGUGGUCGCCCCCUGCCAAGGAACCCUGCAGGGGAUCCGGGCCUGGUAGCUGAGACUGCAGAGGCGCACCAAAUGGAUGGAUGGACAUGAACUCCAGCCUCCAAUAUGAAAGACACUGAAUAGUUGACAGGAACAUUAAAAGGUCUAUGAAGUAACCUUGAUC